AUGCAGAGACAUGCAGUCCCCACCUCGGUCCCGUCUCAACGCCCGGCGAACGAGCACCGUCCACCUGUGAGCGUGCUACAGUGCAAGAGCAUCCGCCAUUAUAACCGGCAGACGAGUCGGUCGGCCAAGCAACUGCUCUACCAGACUCACUCCACACUCCGAUUCUGUGGAACGGACGAAGCUAACCAGCAACAGCGAGCGAUGAGGCCAUCUACUAUGGCUCGAGCCCUCGCGGCCGCGGCUGCCAUCCUCGCCGCCGUGGUCUGCGGCGGCGCGACCCCGGAGACGACGUGCAGGGCGGCGGCGCGCAGCGACAGGCGCGUGGACUACCACUUCUGCGUGUCCAGGCUGAGCCAGCACCACGACAGCCCCGACGCCGAUACGUGGGGGCUGGCCAAGGUGGCCGCCGACGUCGGCGUCCUCAUGGCCGGCAACGGCGCCUACGACAUCAAGGCCAUGCUCGCCGGAAAAAAGGAGCAGCCAGCGGCGGCACGCGGGCCGCUGGAGCAGUGCGAGGCGCUGUACGACAGGAUGGGCUCCGCGUUCGCCGAGGCGUACGACGGGAUUGACAGGCGCGACUACGCGACGGGCAAGGAGAAGGCGGGCGAGGCUGCGUCCCUCGCGCGCCGGUGCGCCGCCGCCUUCGCCCGGGCCGGCGUCGCUAUCCCGUCGCGGCUGGCGAAGCAGAGCGCCGACUCGGCGCAGAUGGCCAUCGUCUGCACCGCCGUUACCAACCUCAUCAAGUGA
Molecule: messenger RNA, 747 nt
Organism: Triticum turgidum subsp. durum (durum wheat)
Lineage: Eukaryota; Viridiplantae; Streptophyta; Magnoliopsida; Poales; Poaceae
Source: the annotation of a GenBank genome assembly